UCUCCUCUCCCUCUCCCCAUUGGGAGCCUCAGUUUCUGCGCUGUAAGGAUUUUAGAGCCCGAAUUUCGCGGGAGAAUCGUGGAGCAGAGAGAGAAGUGGCCGACCGAGCAGCUCCGUCGCUCUCGCUUUCACCGCAUGUGACUCCCAUCUCUCUCUCUCUCUCUCCUCUAUUUUCUUUCUUUCUUUCUUCUUCACGAGCACUCUUUCUCUCUUCGGGAUUUUGAUACUUGCUGGUUUUCUAUCUGCUUCGGCUGUAAUCAAUCUUUCACGAAAGACGCUGGUGGUUGCCCUGCCGCGGCUUGAUUUACUGUUACUCGCUUCUUUUCUGGACGGGACUCCUUCGAUCUGGUGCUUGCUCGUCGUCGAUCGCAAUGCCCGGCGGUGGCCAGUUGAUCUCAGUUCAACCUGAAGAGCUCAAGUUCCAAUUUGAGCUGGAGAAACAAAGUUAUUGCGAUCUUAAAGUUGCAAACAGCACAGAACAUUAUGUUGCCUUCAAGGUGAAAACCACCUCUCCAAAGAAAUAUUUCGUACGACCAAACACUGGUGUUAUACAACCAUGGGAUUCGUGCCUUAUAAGAGUUACCCUUCAAGCUCAAAAAGAAUACCCUCCAGAUAUGCUAUGCAAAGAUAAAUUUCUCUUACAGAGCACAAUUGUAUCUUCAGAUGCUGAUGCUGAUGAGCUUCCACAAGAUACUUUUAAUAAAGACAGCGGAAAAACAAUAGAGGAAUGCAAGCUUAGGGUUGUCUAUGUCUCUCCUCAAGCUGCUGAUGGAAACUCAGAAGAUGAAGUGUUAAAGGGCUCUAAAUGGAGUUUUGAUGAUAACUCUGAUUUGCAGCGCCUCAAGGAAGAGAGGGAGGCAGCUGUUAGACAGACACUGCAACUAGAGCAGGAACUGGAAGUGCUAAAUAGACAAAGAAACCGGAAAACUGACCACCCUGGCUUCUCUUUCAAAUUUGCACUUCUUGUUGGGAUCAUCGGAAUCAUGGUGGGCUUGCUUUUAAACUUUGCAUUGUCUUCACCUAAUCCAACAGAAUAAUAAUUUUGACACCAGUUAUUAGAAGAGGAGGUUUAGUGCCUAUUUCAUUGUAUAUUUUUCUUAUGUUAUAUGCUUGGGAACACUUUUUGGCAUUCUGUUUUGCUUUCCCUUUCCAUUUGUAAAUUGAUGGUCACAUAAUUGUUCCUUUGAGGAGGAGUAUGGUUUGAGUAAAUCUUGAUCUGCUUGGUGUUGUUGUUG
Diospyros lotus (date-plum) is the source of this 1235-nucleotide messenger RNA. RefSeq names its product vesicle-associated protein 2-1. The record is from RefSeq and is a predicted model, not a curated record. The coding region runs from base 372 to 1037 and encodes 221 amino acids. NCBI's taxonomy places the organism in Eukaryota, Viridiplantae, Streptophyta, Magnoliopsida, Ericales, Ebenaceae. The transcript has 7 exons. Gene Ontology annotation, cellular component: endoplasmic reticulum membrane; plasma membrane. Gene Ontology annotation, biological process: endoplasmic reticulum membrane organization.